AUGACUAUAGAUGAUGUGCCGCCUUCUGAGGACGGGGAUCCGUACGUUCCCCAAAUGUACGCUAUAGCCUACCACCCAAAGGCUCUCAGCUAUAUUAUAUCGCUGGACAGGGCUACCAUAAAACCAGGCACAAACUUUGAUUUGUUGGUCUCGCAGACUAACCAAAGGUUGUUGGGCUGGCCCUACAAUACCGACUGUCGCAUCUAUCAGGAUCAGAAGCGUUGGCGAUGGUAUAAAUCCAAUUAUGAAUGCAUUGACAAGUGUUUGUCCCGGAAAUUGUUGCGGAGAUGCGGCUGUGUCUACAAACACAGCGAAGGCGAGCGUAUGACCAAAUGGCUACCAAACACAACGGACGCCAAUUGGAUGCAGUCCCGAAAGUUUUGCAAACAAAUCGUCAACAGCACUGACGUCUGUCACAACACUAAAGCCUUUGACCAGCAAAUCGCCAGACACUCGGAAUGCAGUAUAAAAGGUAUUUGUAAUAACGAUUGCUAUGAGGAGUACUACAGGUCUGAAGUGAAGGAAACCUUUUGGGACAAAGAUAUCGACGGCACGAAUGAGACGGAGAAAGACGAUGAUUACUACUUCUUCGGCGAAACGCCGCCGUUGUUCACGAAAGCCAUGAAAAACGAGUCGUUCGGCACUUUGAAUAUCAAACGCAAAGACGUGGCCGACAUUACCUAUGAGCACACUCGCGAAAUGAUUUUCGUCGAGUUUGUCUGCUAUUUCGGAGGGCUAUUGGGUCUAUGGCUGGGCGUAUCUAUACUCGACAUGUAUCACCAGUUGUUGGUCUGGUGGGGAGAGGCGCCCAUUGAGUACAGGAAAUGGUUGGACAGACAGAGGGUCCUAAUGAAUGCUCAGGUGAAGCCGGGUUCUGACAACAAAAAUGGAAACGUUUCUCUUAUUAGCGAUAAUCUGAAGACUUAUUUAAGUAUCGGGGAAAACGUGAGAAAUAAUGAUAAUAAACAAGAGAUCACAAAUGGUUAUAAUACUCAGUACGACAAUCAGUAUACCAGAUAUCAGUACAAUUAGACGGAUUAGGCUUAAGAGGUGUAAGUAUACCG
Oppiella nova is the source of this 1064-nucleotide messenger RNA. Lineage: Eukaryota; Metazoa; Arthropoda; Arachnida; Sarcoptiformes; Oppiidae. The record is from the annotation of a GenBank genome assembly.